AUGCAAGAAACGAAGAAACAGCCUGAGAGACCCGAUACCCCUGUGAAAGACAAAGACGAAUAUGGUCUGGCUCUGUGCAUCCCGGCUAUGCCUCCCCUGCUGCACUGCCUUGCCGAUGCGGAACGGGAUGCUCUCGAGAAACGGCUAGUCAGGAAGCUUGACAUUAGGCUGAUGCCAAUGUCAGUUUUGAUUUAUAUACUAAACUACCUCGAUAGAAAUGCCAUUGCAGCCGCGAAGCUCGCUGGAAUAGAAGACGAUUUAGGCCUGUCGUCUGUCCAGUUCCAGACCUGCGUCAGUAUCCUAUUUGUCGGAUACAUCCUCAUGCAGGUUCCGUCGAAUCUCUUCCUCACUCGAGUCGGGAAGCCCGCACUAUACCUUCCUACUUGCAUGGUUCUAUGGGGGAUUCUAUGUGGCGCGAGUGGCGCGACUCAUAACUAUGGAGGGCUUUUGGCAUGUCGAUUCCUUCUGGGCUUUGUCGAAGCUGCAUACUUUCCUGGUUGCAUGGCGACUUUGAGUGCCUGGUACACGAGCAAAGAGCUUUCGUUGCGCACUGCCGUUCUCUACUGCGGAUCCUUACUAUCAGGCGCCUUUUCUGGCUUGAUUUCUGCUGGAAUAACAGAUGGCAUGGAUGGUGUCCGAGGACUCCUCGCCUGGAGAUGGCUGUUCAUUAUCGAGGGCUCCAUCACCGUCGUCGUCGCAUUCUCCGCCUACUUCGUCCUCCCCAACUUCCCCCACAACAGCAAAGGCUUCACCGAGCAAGAAAGACAAAUGGCCAUGUGGCGGCUGAACGCAGACAUGAACACGACCGAGACCGAAUCCGACACCAACGAAUCCAAAGGCCUCACCCACGGGUUCAAAUCCUGCAUCUGCGACCCCAAAACCUGGUUCCUGGUCACCAUCGCCUUCGGCUCAACCUCCAGCGGCACAAUAAGCAACUUCUUCCCAACAGUCGUCGAAGGCCUAGGCUACGACCGUAUCAGAACACUCUUGCUAACUGCACCGCCCUACCUCCUCUCCUGCCUCGUCGCCAUGGCCGUCUCCCGUAACGCAGACCGCACGGGCGAGCGAUACCUCCACCUCACACUGCCCCUCUGCGUCUCCAUCGCGGGCUUCAUAAUCUCCGCUGCAACCACGCAGAUCGCCUCGCGCUACUUCGCUAUGAUGAUCAUGCUCCCCGGUGUCUAUACAGCGUUUAUCCUAUCCAUGUCCUGGAUCGCGACUACGAUCCCGCGCCCGGCAGCGAAGAGAGCAGCUGCGUUGGCGCUGGCAAAUGCUAUUGCGAAUUGCUCGUCGAUUUACAGUCCGUAUCUUUACCCGAAUAAGGAUAAGCCGAGAUUUGUGCUUGCUAUGAGUGUUAAUGCGGGGACGGCGCUGUUGGCGAUUCUCUCUGCGACUGGGUUUAGGGGUUUGCUGAAGAGGGCGAAUAGAAGGCUGGAAGAGGAGGAGGUUGAGAUGGGGGGUGGGGUUAGGGGGUUUAGGUAUCUUGUGUAG
This is a messenger RNA of Aspergillus puulaauensis, 1491 nucleotides long. RefSeq lists its product as uncharacterized. NCBI's taxonomy places the organism in Eukaryota, Fungi, Ascomycota, Eurotiomycetes, Eurotiales, Aspergillaceae. Gene Ontology annotation, biological process: transmembrane transport. The record is from RefSeq and is a predicted model, not a curated record. The transcript is spliced from 9 exons. Gene Ontology annotation, molecular function: transmembrane transporter activity. Gene Ontology annotation, cellular component: membrane. Bases 1 to 1491 code for a protein of 496 amino acids.